Messenger RNA from Perca flavescens (yellow perch), 1612 nucleotides. RefSeq names its product GTPase IMAP family member 4. Gene Ontology annotation, molecular function: GTP binding. The record is from RefSeq and is a predicted model, not a curated record. Lineage: Eukaryota; Metazoa; Chordata; Actinopteri; Perciformes; Percidae. The transcript is spliced from 8 exons. Bases 208 to 1233 code for a protein of 341 amino acids.
ACAUGACACAAUAGAUGUGUUGAGGGCAGGCCUGCACAGGCAGGAAGAAAAGAUAACAUGCAACUUUGACCUCAUGUGAGUUACGUCACGGCCUUCUUUGGGGAGGAUUAACUGACUACACACACAGUUCUGAGCAGACGUGGUGCUGUCACACACGUAUAUUCUCGCUGUCUUGACACAGGCUGAAAGUCUGUCAACUUCAGAGACAUGGAGUGCCAAUGUGAGAAGGACAACGCUGAGGAUGCUGUUACAGAAUGGUGGCUGAACAGCAACAACAUCCAAAUGGGAGCUUUUACUGUGGUGGGGUAUCUUCUCUACAGAUUCUCACAGACACUGCCAGCUCUGAUCCGAUGGCCGAUUCGUCUGUUCUGCACUCUAACCGGUCUGACAGCUCUUUGGAGUUGGGUGAGCCACCUAGUGGGAACCCUUCGUGGAAUCCAGAGCCUGUGUAACUGGCUGUCUGGAAUUUGGCGGUUUAUCGAAGCAUCUUCCUCCAAGUUCAAGUCGCUGAUUAGUGUCAACACGGAGAUGGAUCCAUCCAGCAGGAUCGACAAACCAGGCCUAAGGCUUAUCCUCCUGGGGCCCAUGGGUGGAGGACGGACCUCCCUCGCAGAUACUUUGUUGGGCAACAGUGAGACAAAGGCACCCAUGGGUCCCCUAAUGCAGAGCACCAAGAGGAGGACAGUAAUGGAUGGUAGAGAGGUUACAGCGAUCGACACCCCAGACCUUUUGGGGCCGUCAUUGGGGAACAACAUGAGAGCCAGGGAAGCUCUGAGGAGCCUUCAGCUCUCCGGUCCUGGGCCGCACGCCUUCCUGCUGGCGAUACGAGCUCCGGGCUCCAGCACGGAGACCGACCAGGAUGCGGCUCAGGCAAUCCGAGCCACCCUUGAGCUGUUUGGCGACGGGGUCGCAGGGUUCAUCAUCCCAGUGUUUACCCAAGCAGACCGCCUGGGUCGGAAGUGUACCGUAGAUCAGCUGCUGGAUGUGGACUCUGGGGAUCUGCAAAGGGCUCUGUCUCUAAGCGACCAGAGGCCAGAGCUGGUGGACAACAGGCCAGACUGCCCCCCAGAGGCACAGAGUGUGAUGCGCAGGCAGCUGCUGGGGCGUGUGGUGGCGAUGAAGACACUGAGGGGGCAUUUUGUCCACGAGCUGCAGAGGAGGGAGGACCGCAUCAGGGAGGAGCUGCUAGCUGAUAUGGGCUCUGCCCUGGCUGGAAAACUGGGACACACAUAAUAAGGGGGAGGGGGGGCAGUGAAAAAAAUCAGCAGACUUGAAGUGCAAGGGUGAAUCUUUGCCUGAGGUAUUUUUGUCACUCUGCUGGUUCACCACUGUCCAAAUGAAUGUAGUACUGCUGGAUGGCCGCCUUUUGGUUUUCAACAUGCCGCCAAUGCUUUUGGUUAGAUAUCAUGCCCACACACACACACACACACACUUAAUUUAGCUAUUUUGAUGUGUUGUAAUUCCUCCAUGUCUGUAUAUUCAUUGGGAAAGGCGUGCACCUCAUGUUUUCUUCCUCUGCUGCAGUGCUUGGUCCUCCCCCCUUUCCUUCAUAAUUUAUAAGAUUUCAAACUUUAAAGAUGAUCGGGGAAAAUAAACUGAAGUCACAUUGGGA